AAUGACGACAAAAGACGUUGCAUCAACUUCUGUUAAUGCCAAUGCUGUGAAAGUUACUGUAGCAUGGGAUUACCAGAACAUGAAGAACGCUAGAAGCUGAUAUAGUGAUCGUAGGUGUUGGUGCUAGACCUAUUAUAUCACUCUUUAAAGGGCAAGUUGAAGAGGAAAACGGCGGUUUGAAGACUGAUGCAUUCUUCAAAACAAACGUUCCGGAUGUAUACGCCAUUGGUGAUAUAGCCACAUUCCCAAUGAAACUCUACAAUCAAAUGAGACGUGUUGAACACGUUGACCAUGCUCGCAAGUCCGCUGAACAGGCCGUUAAGGCAAUCAAGGCCGCAGAAGAAGGGAAAUCGAUUCCUGAAUAUGACUAUCUUCCAUACUUUUACUCUCGAGCCUUUGAUCUCUCAUGGCAAUUCUAUGGUGACAACGUUGGAGAAACCGUUUUGUUUGGAGAUAAUGACCCAAAAUCGCCGAAGCCGAAAUUCGGAAGCUAUUGGAUUAAAGAAAGGAAAUUGAUUGGAGCGUUUUUGGAAGGUGGAACUUUUGAAGAGAACAAGGCAAUUGCUAAGGUCGCGCGAACGCAGCCUUCUGUUGAGAGCCUUGACGUGUUGUCUAAGGAAGGACUUUCCUUCGCCAGCAAAAUUUAGAAAAGAAAACCAAAUUGCUUCUAGGUUCUGACUUCUGUUGUGUGUUU
This is a messenger RNA of Eutrema salsugineum, 694 nucleotides long. Its product is annotated as monodehydroascorbate reductase 2-like. The transcript is spliced from 3 exons. Gene Ontology annotation, cellular component: cytoplasm. NCBI's taxonomy places the organism in Eukaryota, Viridiplantae, Streptophyta, Magnoliopsida, Brassicales, Brassicaceae. The record is from RefSeq and is a predicted model, not a curated record. The coding region runs from base 249 to 647 and encodes 132 amino acids. Gene Ontology annotation, molecular function: flavin adenine dinucleotide binding; oxidoreductase activity, acting on NAD(P)H.